This is a messenger RNA of Drosophila miranda, 1102 nucleotides long. RefSeq lists its product as uncharacterized. The transcript is spliced from 2 exons. The coding region runs from base 695 to 1102 and encodes 135 amino acids. The record is from RefSeq and is a predicted model, not a curated record. NCBI's taxonomy places the organism in Eukaryota, Metazoa, Arthropoda, Insecta, Diptera, Drosophilidae.
UAUAUAUUUUAUUCGAAAUGUGCGGCUUGCCAGGCAAUUAGUGGAUGAAUUUGAGGGCGCUUAUGGUUUUUGAAGCCAACAAGUGCAAAUGGCGAUGGAGAAUCAUCAAAGUGCAAUGAAAUAUUCCAAAUAUUUGCGGCACCGGCCUCUACACACUCGUGUUCCAUGAUAGAUGCCUCAGAGCAGAGAACUAUCUCCCUUAAAUAAUUGGCAGCACAGAAAAAGUCGCCCAAAGUGAGACAUCGCUUCUUCUGCGCAAAAUGCAAUGGAUUGGAUUGAUAUUUCUUCGAUCCGCAGAAGUCUCACUUUAAGACUUCUGUGGGCAUGUGUAUGCCGGCAUUUUUCGUUCACCAAUACACAAAAAGAUUAACCAGUGCUGCCAAUAGUUCAUCCACUGAUACACACACGCACACACAGCACUCAAGCCUCCACGACCUCUGACUGGGCAGCACUGUCGUGGUAGGCGUCUGUGUCGGGCAGUAAUUCCGAGAAACUUCAGCGUGUAUUAGUAGACAACUCCGCAUAAAUAAAAUAAAUUUCCCAUAAAUCAAUUUUUUUUGUGCAACCGAUCGCCAUAAACAAACGAACACACGACUGGGAUCCGAUUGCUUCCAUUUCGCUCGAAGCAGUGAAGGUUCUCGUUCAGCGGUGUUUCUUUCCAAUAAACAUUUUCAUUUCUUUCUCGCACAAAAAGAUGUCGGAGAAUAGCUUCAACUCAAAGUAUUUGGACGAUGACGAUGAGGACGAUGCGAUUGCUGCCUCUGAGGGCAAAGUUUCGAGCCAGGUGGCCAAGCGCAUCUGGCAGCCAACCAUCGAUGAUACUACCCCUGGGGUCUGGGAGCCGCCCGCUCUAGCGGUGAGCGGGACCGCCUCGGACUUUAUACACGAAGUGAUGCGCUCUCUCUACGGCGACAACAGCAAGGAUCCGGAGAACGGCUCCGCCCAGUACUUCAAGGCGGCCGAGAAUUAUGCGCUGUUUGGCGCCAACUACAUGGGCUUGGAGGAGGACAAGAACAAAAAACCGCCGCCGGGCUUCGACCAAAGCUCCAGUCAGUUUGCGGCUGGAUCGGCCGGAGUAUCCGGCCAAAGCUACUCGGGGUAA